This is a messenger RNA of Daphnia carinata, 700 nucleotides long. RefSeq names its product deoxycytidylate deaminase-like. Gene Ontology annotation, molecular function: dCMP deaminase activity; zinc ion binding. The transcript is spliced from 3 exons. Gene Ontology annotation, biological process: dUMP biosynthetic process; dTMP biosynthetic process. NCBI's taxonomy places the organism in Eukaryota, Metazoa, Arthropoda, Branchiopoda, Diplostraca, Daphniidae. The record is from RefSeq and is a predicted model, not a curated record. Gene Ontology annotation, cellular component: cytoplasm. The coding region runs from base 51 to 521 and encodes 156 amino acids.
GGGAUCUUGAGAAAAAAAGGGAAGAUUACUUGGAGUGGCCAGAGUACUUCAUGGCUGUUGCUUUCCUUUCUGCUAUGAGAAGCAAAGACCCAUGUACUCAAGUUGGGGCAUGCAUAACUGACUCGAACAACAGAAUUGUUGGUGUGGGAUAUAAUGGAAUGCCAAUUGGUUGUAGUGAUGAUAUGCUGCCUUGGGGAAAAACUUCUUCCAAACCAAUUGAAACCAAGUAUAUGUAUGUUUGUCAUGCUGAAAUGAAUGCCAUAAUGAACAAAAACAGUGCUGAUCUGAGAGGCUGUUCUCUCUAUGUGGCACUCUUCCCAUGCAAUGAAUGUGCAAAGUUGAUUAUUCAGGCUGGAAUUAAAUUAGUAGUGUACAUGUCUGACAAGCACAAAGACAAGCCAUCAACUAAAGCUUCUAAACUCAUGUUUGACAUGGCUGGAGUUAAAUAUCAACAAUUUGUGCCAAAGAAUUCAAAACUUGUGAUUGAUUUUGAAGAAAUUGAUUGGAACAUGUCUGUUUAGCCCAACGAAAUCCAUUUUUAAGGCUGAUGGAAAAGAAAAGUGCGGUUUACCUGGCAUUUGUAAUCUGCUAACGCCCUCGACAAUCCACAGGUUGCAGUAAUUUUUAAACUUCUGGAUUAUGAUCUGACGUGAUCAAUGACUCAUUUAGAUAAUAAAUAGCGGACUGUGCCGCAAAGGUU